This is a messenger RNA of Cavia porcellus (domestic guinea pig), 3965 nucleotides long. RefSeq names its product relaxin family peptide receptor 3 (gene Rxfp3). Gene Ontology annotation, molecular function: C-C chemokine binding; C-C chemokine receptor activity. Gene Ontology annotation, cellular component: membrane; external side of plasma membrane. Gene Ontology annotation, biological process: immune response; calcium-mediated signaling; positive regulation of cytosolic calcium ion concentration. Bases 1344 to 2753 code for a protein of 469 amino acids. The record is from RefSeq and is a predicted model, not a curated record. Lineage: Eukaryota; Metazoa; Chordata; Mammalia; Rodentia; Caviidae. The transcript has a single exon.
AAGUGAGCUUAAAGCCAGCCUGAACUGCAUAGCGAGACUCCCAUCUCAAAAAAAAAAAUAGUAGCAAGAACAGCCUGAUUAUCUUUGAUUUCGCCUACAUCUAGGUGAAGAGAGUAUGCGGCAUGCGUCCAGGAUCUUUGGAUCUCUGUCUGGACAGGUGGCAUGGGCAAGGUCUGCAACCAAAUGUGUGCUCUGUGCUCUGUUUAGCUUAGAAUACAAAGGAGACCUUUGAAAUACUGACAACUAGACCCCAGGGAAGUGGUCAAUUGAGUAAAACGAGAGAAGCAGAGCUUGCAUUUGAGAAAGAGAGAGAGAGAGAGAGAGAGAGAGAGAGAGAGAGAGACAGAGAGAGAGACAGAGACAGAGAAAAAACCCUUGCAUUUGAGUUUCCAGGAAGGAUCCAUCCUCGGAGACAGCUCCUGGUGACCGACCAAGGUCACUAAAUAGGGACUGUGCUCUGCAUGUUUUUAAACGGGAAGUGGUCAGGAGACUGGAUUUUCAGAACCACCCUUUACCAAAUGCAUAAGGAAAACAGAAGGAAAAAACCCUUCAAAGUAUUACUAUUUGAAAAUAAUGAAGCGAGAACCUAAAUCAAAUCAAACCUUUUCCAAGAGAAUAAAUACUACCCUUUCCUUCUGAAAGUUUGAAGAGUACAAGGGCUGUUGCCAGUGGGCUCUGCGGGCAGCUCCGCCCUCCCUCCUCCACUGCCACCAGAGCCUUGGGGUUCAGCACCUCGGAAAGCGCCCCCGCUCCCGCGCCGGUUACGCAUGCUCCUUAGGACUCGCCGCCCGGGUUCCGUGGGUGUCUGCGAGUAUAACCGCGAAGCGCCUUCCUCAGUUCACUGGGAGUUAACCGCAGAGAGACGGAGACACCUGCAGACCUCCAGGCAGUGACGGGGAGGUGGACGCAACUUUCCGAUCUCUACUUUUCUCUAGAAGCACAGGAACCUCUUCCAAGCCGCAGUAGAGGAAACCAGCAAAGGUAUUGGAAGGCAGAGCGGUGGGAGUCGCGCUCCUGAGCAGCAGGUGGUCUCUGCUCGCUGCCCAAGUGGCAGCGCAAAAUUAAGAAGGGAGGUCUCAGCUGCACAACGGGAACCCCGAGACUGCCUCUGGCUGGAGACACACAGACGCCGGCUCCCUUUGGGCACUGCCCUCUGCUCUCUUCGGCUUCAGGGCAGACGCCCAGCUCAGCUCCUGCGCCCACCGCGCUCGCUGUCUUUUGCGGCUACUAUUGAAAGCUCCGGUGCACACCUUGCGCUCUGCAGGGACCACGCUCGGGGAGAUCCUGCUUCCUUAGUUUCUUCCUUAGUUUCCCCACACAUGGCCUAGAGGAACCUGCGCUGCAUGCAGGUGGCUGCUGCAACCACGACAGUCACCAUGAACAAGGCUGCUGGAAGUGAGGCACUCACAGAGCUCUUCGGACUGAUCCCGGACCUUCUCCAGGCUGCCAACGCUAGUGACAACGCGUCGCUGCAGCUUCAGGACUUGUGGUGGGAGCUGGGGCUAGAGUUGCCUGAUGGUGCGGCACCAGGGCAUCCCCCGGGUAGCAGCGGGGCAGACAGCUCCGACACAGAGGCCCGGGUGCGCAUUCUCAUCAGCGCGGUGUACUGGGUGGUUUGCGCCCUGGGGCUGGCGGGCAACCUGCUUGUGCUCUACCUGAUGAAGAGUAAACAAGGCUGGCGCAAGUCCUCCAUCAACCUCUUUGUCACCAACCUGGCGCUGACGGACUUUCAAUUCGUGCUCACUCUGCCCUUCUGGGCGGUGGAGAACGCGCUUGACUUCAAAUGGCCCUUCGGCAAAGCCAUGUGCAAGAUCGUGUCCAUAGUGACGUCCAUGAACAUGUACGCCAGCGUCUUCUUCCUCACUGCCAUGAGUGUGGCGCGCUACCACUCAGUGGCCUCAGCCCUUAAGAGCUACCGGACCCGAGGGCACGGCCGUGGCCACUGCUGCGGCCAGAGCUUGGAAGACAGCUGCUGCUUCUCAGCCAAGGCAUUCUGUGUGUUGAUUUGGGUUCUGGCUGCUCUAGCCUCGCUGCCCAAUGCCAUUUUUUCCACCACCGUCAAGGUGAUGGGUGAGGAGCUGUGCCUGGUGCGCUUCCCGGACCAGUUGCUGGGUGGUGAUAGGCAGUUCUGGCUGGGCCUGUACCACCUGCAGAAGGUGCUGCUAGGCUUCGUGCUGCCUCUGGGCAUCAUCAGCCUGUGUUACCUGCUACUGGUGCGUUUCAUCUCCGACCGCCGCGUCGUGGGGACUGAAGUGGCCGCUGGGGGAAGCCUGACUGGAGCCAGCGCUCGGAGACGCUCCAAGGUCACUAAAUCAGUGACCAUCGUGGUCUUAUCCUUUUUCCUGUGUUGGCUGCCCAACCAGGCCCUCACCACCUGGAGCAUCCUCAUCAAGUUCAACGCGGUGCCCUUCAGCCAGGAGUACUUCUUGUGCCAGGUGUAUGCAUUCCCCGUGAGCGUGUGCCUGGCGCACUCCAACAGCUGCCUAAACCCCAUCCUCUACUGCCUUGUGCGCCGUGAAUUCCGCAAGGCGCUCAAGAACCUGCUGUGGCGGCUCGCAUCGCCCUCGCUGACCAACAUGCGUCCUUUCACUGCCACCACCAAGCCAGAGCCAGAAGACCACCGACUGCGGGCCCUGGCACCGUUCCAUGCAGGCACUGAGCCUGACCUGCUCUAUUACCCACCUGGCAUGGUGGUCUACAGUGGGGGGCGCUAUGACCCGCUGCCCAGCAGCUCAGCCUAUGACACAAAGUAAGACUCAGGGUAUGCAGCAGAACAAAGCCACUGCACAGGCAGGGAAAAAGGAGAGUGGAUAACUGGAGACUGAGGGACCCCACUUCAAGAAGUAGGACAAAAGGGGACGGGGAGAUGGUAGGGGAACCUUCUUUGUGAAGCCCACAGAACCUGGCCUUGGAUCCGCUCCAAAUGCCACCCCUGUGUCCUUUCCUUGUUAUCUACCUACCCUGGAGAGGGUUGGAGCUCCCAGAAACAGAAAGGCAUCAGGAAAGCAAAAAAAACUGGGUCACGGGAAGUGAGUCUCAGCUAAAUAAUGCACAAAUAACUGAUCAUUUAUUCCAGCAAUGUUUAUGGAGUGCACUAUAGGCCAAGCUGUAUCCAGACAGAAAAGCUGCCCAAAGAACCUUUCCUGUGCUCUUUGACCUUCAAGAAUGUCUUGAGGAGCAGAAGUCUAAAUUGCUGCCUUGAGAGUGAAUUUGGAGGAAGAAGCCUUUCCAGAGUUGGGAGAAAGUAUUGACCAUGUUGGUCUGUCCCAAGAGAAAUGACAAGGGAGAGGCACCACCACUCAAGGGAGACAUGGUUUCAUCUAUGUUUCCAACAGGGCAAGUGGGCACAAGCUGAGCUUGACUGUAGACUUGCCGCUUCUGAGCUCAGAUGUUACCAGGGGCAAAACUUCUGUCCCAAGGGAAACAGAGAGGUUCAUUUGGGAGCAAUCUUAACACAGGAGAGAGCAGUGUAAUUAGAGAGGCUGAGUACAAAAAUGUCUUUAGGCCACUGUCCCUAGAAGGCCUGAGGUGCUCACUUGGGAACUGAGCAGGAUGUGUAUCAGGAGCAUCUCGGAAGCUGGGUGCUCCGGAUCCCCUGAGAACAAGCAGUCUGGGUCCCUCUGGUUCAUAUGCUACAGGUCAGCAGGACUCAGGAGCAUCUUGAAAAGCCCUUCAGAGAGCAAGAGCAUGCCUGCAGCCCCUCACCUCAUUGUUGGAAAUUGGGAUGCUCCUUUCAUUCAUCUGAAUUCUCUGGCUCUGCACCAGAGAAUAGAAGGGUGCUCCAUGAUGUUUUGGGUAUGCUUAGAAGAGUAAGAGACGCUGUUGAAAUGUGCAGUGGUUUCCUGCAGACCAAAUUCCUAAAAGCAGGAGUCUGUUCUUUCAAGAAGAGAUGUGAAACAGGAAAAAUAAUGGAAGAGUCAAAUAUAAUCAUCUUAAAGGGAAGAGAUUGGUGGAGAUACAGUUCU